This is a messenger RNA of Salarias fasciatus (jewelled blenny), 1341 nucleotides long. Its product is annotated as glutathione S-transferase omega-1-like. The transcript has 6 exons. Lineage: Eukaryota; Metazoa; Chordata; Actinopteri; Blenniiformes; Blenniidae. Gene Ontology annotation, molecular function: glutathione transferase activity; glutathione dehydrogenase (ascorbate) activity. Gene Ontology annotation, biological process: glutathione metabolic process. Gene Ontology annotation, cellular component: cytoplasm. The record is from RefSeq and is a predicted model, not a curated record. The coding region runs from base 103 to 819 and encodes 238 amino acids.
ACUCAGGAAGUGUCAUGCGAUGUGAGUGUUGAGGUUUCUCUGCACGAUAAUCUGCAAUUGAUUUCACUUUUAUCCUGCCCUGACUGUUAUUACGGAGUGACCAUGCCAUCUGAGAAGAGUCUCGCUAAAGGCAGUGCCGCACCCGGUCCAGUGCCAGCAGACACCAUCAGAAUCUACAGCAUGAGGUUCUGCCCUUUUGCACAGAGGACAUUAUUGGUGCUGAUUGCUAAAGGAAUCAAGUAUGAAGUUGUUAACGUCCACCUGGUUGACAAGCCUGACUGGUUCCUGGAGAAGAAUCCUCUGGGUCUUGUUCCAACCCUGGAGACGUCUGCUGGUGAGGUGAUCUUUGAGUCCCCCAUCACCUGUGACUACCUGGAUGAAGUGUACCCCGGGAAGAAGUUGCUUCCUCCAACUCCUCUUGAGAAAGCACAGCAGAGGAUGAUGCUGGAGCAAUUUAAGAUACCAGGUUACUACUACAGGAUUACAAUGGGGAGGAAGAAAGGUGAAGAUGUCUCAGGGCUGCUCAGUGAACUCAAAGACAGUUUCACCAAACUGGAUGCGGUCCUCACUAAGAAGAAGACAAAGUUCUUUGGUGGCGACUCCAUCACAAUGAUCGACUACAUGAUAUGGCCAUGGUUUGAGAGGCUGGAGGUCUUCGACGUGAAACAAUGUGUGGACAGCGCACCUGAGCUGAAGAAGUGGAUCGAGCGCAUGUUGGAGGAUCCAGCUGUCAAAGCCACCGCACACAGUUUGGAAAACCACAAGAUUUUCUACGAGAGCUACGUUGCUGGCAAACCUAACUACGACAUCGGCCUGUAGAGUUGCCGUCCUUCCCACAGUGGGCCACAGUGUGACUGACAACACACCCAUGCAGUUGGCCCUACACGGUUCAGCUGCCUUCUUGAGCUUUAAUGAUGAUUUUCAUUUAAAAAUUGAUAUUUCAAAUUGUCAAGCCUCAAUUUAUUUACCUAUUUUCUUUCUCAGGAGUCAUUUUCAUUCUUUUUUUCCAACCAUUUGAAGCCUUCAGGGGGAAAAAAUCCUGCCAAUUUAUAUUUGUUAAACGUCAUCAGGUAUUUUUAUACCAUUGAUACAAUAGAUGUUAACUUUUGUAGAGUGAAAGUUUCUUUUAUUGGUCACACAAAUGGUGGUUUGUCAUGAAGGAAAAUAGACAUUUCUGUAAUUUGAACCAGGUCCAUUUCUGACUCGGUCAUUUCAAUGAUGUAUUUCAAGAACAUGACAUGAAAUAAAAACUGCAUGUAUCUCUAAAUCUGUAUUGCCUUUUUGAGCUACAAUACAUAUAAAGUUGCAUUAUAGAUAUAUGAGGUCUUCCCUUUUAACAAA